This is a messenger RNA of Dibothriocephalus latus, 723 nucleotides long. The record is from the annotation of a GenBank genome assembly. Lineage: Eukaryota; Metazoa; Platyhelminthes; Cestoda; Diphyllobothriidea; Diphyllobothriidae.
AUGAAGAGCGUACCGCAGGAAAUCGGUGAAGACUUGAUACGCAAGCUGAUACGGGUCUACUGGGAUGCUGUGAGUUGGUGCCAAACACGAAUUAUCACUCUAGUCUCACCGCGAGCUCGUACAGGGGGGACCAAAAUGACGAUAAAUAACGGUGCCAGAGCGCCCUCCGAUCCUGCCAAUGAGACCAAUGGUGAGGUCGAGGUCAAUGAACGCCUUACUGCCGCCGAAUUUAUCGAAGUAGCUGAAUUGCUGGACUCAUUUCAACAAGUCGUGCAGGACGCAUGGUGUUUCUUCACAGCUCCGCUGGCCAUCAACUCCCAUUCUACUGACCAAUCAGCGAUUGCUGUGGACUCCACUGCCAUCACAACCACCGUCGUCGUCAACCUGCCUCCGCAAGCCAUGAGACUACAUGGUGUAAUCGCGAAUUUCGCCUCCGGUCUUCUACACAGUUUUCAUCUUGAUCGGUGCACCAAGUUGCGACUAAUGCUGGACCAUGAAAAUUGGCAGGCGGCUGCUGUUCCUGCUCCCGUUCAGUCUCUUGUUGAUGUUCUACAUCAGCGAAAAGUGUUCAACUCCCGCAGCUGUGAAUUGGUGCUUGGGGCUGGCGCUCGUGACCUCUCCGUGCUUACCACCAUCUCUGCGCGUAAUUUGGCCCUCGUCUGCCGCAGCCUUGAAGUCAUUAUCGCCCUUCUGCCUUGUCUAGCUGUCUUCUUCGAGAAGUAA